AUGGCAAAAAAUCGUAGGCGCUGUCGCACCAAAUUCACAGAUGAUCAAUUGAAAAUCCUCAUCAAUGCCUUCAAUCAAAAACCUUAUCCAGGUUAUGCCACCACACAAAGACUUGCUUUACAAAUCAACACUGAAGAGUCAAGAAUCCAGAUAUGGUUUCAGAAUCGAAGAGCUAGGCACAGAUCCCAUAAGAAGCCAGAACAUGAAGAGGUUUCUGAAUCAAGCCAAAGCCAUGGACAAGGUCACCCUGGGAAGGAGAAUCAAAGAGGAGAAGGCAGACGAUGUCGCACCUGCUACACUGCCACUCAAUUACAGACUCUCAUCCAGGCAUUUAUAAAAAACCCUUACCCUGGGAUUGAAUGCAGAGAACAACUUGCUAAAGAAAUUGGGGUUCCAGAGUCAAGAGUCCAGAUUUGGUUUCAAAAUCGAAGAUCUAGAUUCCAUAUCAACAAACAAAAAAGAGAACCUGAUGAAUCUUUAGAACAAAACCAGGACAAGAUCUCUGAGGGAGUCCAAGGUAUAGAAGAUACUCAAAAUGGCACCAACCUCACUAGCAACUCUUCAUUCUCUGAAGCCAGAACACGGUUUUUCCCAGGAACCUUGAACCCAAACUGGGGCCUUGAACAAACAGGCACUGAUAAAGGUGGAACAUCCUUUCUCCUCUCGCUGUCCACCUGA
Molecule: messenger RNA, 678 nt
Organism: Lemur catta (Ring-tailed lemur)
Lineage: Eukaryota; Metazoa; Chordata; Mammalia; Primates; Lemuridae
Gene: DUXA
Product: double homeobox A
Molecular function (GO): DNA binding
Source: RefSeq, a predicted model, not a curated record